Exaiptasia diaphana is the source of this 1159-nucleotide messenger RNA. Its product is annotated as S-formylglutathione hydrolase. The record is from RefSeq and is a predicted model, not a curated record. Gene Ontology annotation, biological process: formaldehyde catabolic process. Lineage: Eukaryota; Metazoa; Cnidaria; Anthozoa; Actiniaria; Aiptasiidae. Bases 17 to 976 code for a protein of 319 amino acids. The transcript is spliced from 11 exons. Gene Ontology annotation, cellular component: cytosol. Gene Ontology annotation, molecular function: S-formylglutathione hydrolase activity.
AGAGUGAGUCCUGGGAAUGAGRGUGCUCCCCUGCCAUCUUUUGCGAGGUCUCAAGAGUGUGCGUCUGUACUUUCAACUUCCUCGUGGUCUKAGCUCAGAUACUAUAAAAUUGCUCAAGAACAAAAUGGCGGAAGAACUGACUGAAGUUUCAAGUAAUGUCUGCUACGGAGGCUACCAGAAAGUCUUUUCACAUAAAAGUACCGAGYUAGAUUGCGUUAUGAAGUUCUCCGUCUUUUUACCACCUCAAGCAGAAUCAGAAAAAGUCCCUGUAUUGUAUUAUCUAUCAGGCCUUACUUGCACAGAGCAGAAUUUCAUGUUAAAAGGAGAAGCAAGACGGUAUGCAGCUGAGGAAGGCAUCAUGAUUGUUGGACCUGAUACAAGCCCAAGAGGGUGUAACAUUGAAGGUGAAGACGAUUCUUAUGACUUUGGAUCAGGAGCUGGAUUUUACCUUGAUGCUACUGAAGAAAAGUGGAAGAAAAACUACAGAAUGUUUACAUAUGUCACACAAGAGCUUCAUGACCUCAUUCAAAGCAAAUUUCCAGUCGUUUCCAACAAGCAGUCCAUUAUGGGGCACAGUAUGGGAGGUCAUGGAGCUUUGGUUUGCGCUCUGAAGAAACCUGGCUUUUAUAGGUCCGCCUCAGCAUUUUCCCCUAUUUGCAACCCCAUGAAAUGCCCAUGGGGACAGAAAGCAUUCACAGGUUACUUGGGACCAAACCAAGGUGCUUGGAAGGAGUAUGAUGCCAGUGAGCUAGUCAAGAAGUAUAGUGGACCACCACUAGAUAUUUUGAUUGACCAGGGUACAGCAGAUGAGUUUUACCCACACCARCUCCUACCAGAUAAUUUAGUUGAAGCAAGCAAAUCCACCAAUGUCAAAGUUACACUGAGGAUGCAAGAGGAUUAUGACCACAGCUACUAUUUCAUUUCAACCUUUAUGGGAGAUCAUGUGAAACAUCAUACCAAGUACUUGAAAGCUUGAGCGUAGCAACACCCUUUUAGCGACAGUGCAGACGUACAGGAUAAAGACAGCCUAAUCAGCCAAGUGUGUGAGAUAGAAUAAAUCAAUAAGACUGAAUUGAUUUAGAAAUGUGUAGGAUAUGGAUCAUCAAAUGAUUGUAUUUUUACAGUAACUAAGGAAUAAAAUUUAAGUUGGAUAAAGAAA